UCUCUGACGGCUCCCGGCCAUGGGAUGCCAGGAGGUCUCUGCCCAUGCCCAGAUUCUGCUCCUCUCCGCAGGGCCAGGCUCCUGUGGUGGCUUACUGCAGGCUUUGUGGGGCUCCAUCCAGAGCCCGGGCUACCCCAACUCCUACCCCAACAACGCCCGCUGCGUGUGGCGCAUUCGGCUGCGGGACCCGGCCAGCAGAGUGGAGCUCCAGUUUUUGGAUGUGCAGCUGGAAGGCGGCAGCUGCUCCUACGAUGCCAUCGAGGUGUUCGACGGCGGCUCCCCCGGGGGGCGGCUCCUGGGCACUGUUUGCACCAACGACUCUCGAGUCUUCACAUCCUCCGGCCACCAGCUCACCAUCCUGUUCCGCAGCGACUACAGCAUCACCGGCAGAGGUUUCCAGGCCUACUACUCCUCAUUUCUUGCCUUCAGCAGCACCACAGCACCAGGUAAUUCUGGCUGGGUGACUGCAGGGACAUCAACCUCCGGGCCAGGCUCCUGUGGUGGCUUACUGCAGGCUUUGUGGGGCUCCAUCCAGAGCCCGGGCUACCCCAACUCCUACCCCAACAACGCCCGCUGCGUGUGGCGCAUUCGGCUGCGGGACCCGGCCAGCAGAGUGGAGCUCCAGUUUUUGGAUGUGCAGCUGGAAGGCGGCAGCUGCUCCUACGAUGCCAUCGAGGUGUUCGACGGCGGCUCCCCCGGGGGGCGGCUCCUGGGGCCAGGCUCCUGUGGUGGCUUACUGCAGGCUUUGUGGGGCUCCAUCCAGAGCCCGGGCUACCCCAACUCCUACCCCAACGACGCCCGCUGCGUGUGGCGCAUUCGGCUGCGGGACCCGGCCAGCAGAGUGGAGCUCCAGUUUUUGGAUGUGCAGUGA
Molecule: messenger RNA, 871 nt
Organism: Empidonax traillii (willow flycatcher)
Lineage: Eukaryota; Metazoa; Chordata; Aves; Passeriformes; Tyrannidae
Product: deleted in malignant brain tumors 1 protein-like
Exons: 6
Coding region: 20-871 (283 amino acids)
Source: RefSeq, a predicted model, not a curated record